CGCGCAUGCGCAGUGCCAAUCGAUGACCGCCUGAGGAGACUGGCGGAAGUUACCUUUGCAACAUGGCGUCGGAGCUAGACGUUCCGCUCAAACGGGUGCUGGUGCCGCUCCUUUUACCUGAGAAAUGCUACGACCGACUUUUCGUCCAGUGGGACUUGCUUCAUGUGCCCUGCCUCAAGACCCUCCUCAGCAAGGGGCUGGGGCUGGGCAUCGUGGCCGGCUCGCUGCUGGUGAAGCUGCCCCAGGUAUUUAAACUCCUGCGAGCCAAGAGCGCGGAAGGGCUGAGUCUCCAGUCGGUGGUGCUGGACCUGGUGGCGCUGACGGGGACUGUGGUCUACAGCGUCACCCACGGCUUCCCGUUCAGCUCUUGGGGCGAAGCCCUGUUCCUGAUGCUCCAGACGCUCACCAUCUGCUUCCUGGUCAUGCACUACCGAGGACAGAGCGCCAGAGGCGCGGCUUUCCUCGCCUUCUACGCCCUCCUCCUGCUGGGCCUGCUGUCACCGCUCACCCCCUCGGCUGUCAUCACUCUGCUGCAGGCCUCCAACAUGCCUGCUGUGGUGGCAGGCAAGCUGCUCCAGGCGGCCACCAACUACCGCAACGGGCACACAGGCCAGCUCUCGGCCAUCACUGUCUUCCUGCUCUUCGGGGGCUCCCUCACCCGAAUCUUCACCUCCAUUCAGGAAACCGGAGACUACCUCAUGGCUGGCGUCUUUGUGGUCUCCUCCCUCUGCAACGGCCUCAUCGCUGCCCAAGUCCUCCUCUACUGGAACGCCAAGAUCCCUGGCAAAGAGCCAAAGAAGGAGCAGUAGGGCCACUGGCAGCCACUGGGGGUGCUGCGUGCCCUGCGCCCUGAGCCAGGCUGUGGAAUUGUUCUCCAUCUCUCUGCAGUUGGGGACUUCUGAGCCAGACCCUUAGUCAGGACCGGGACCUUGUGGCGACGUGCCUGGGAUUUGCCCCCUAGAGCAGCAGUCCCCACCCCUUGCUCUCCGGGGUGGUGGGCCUGAGGAGGUGCUGGUGGCCUGAACCCCACUGCGUGUGGGGGAAAACGGGCAGGAUGACUCAGGCAGGGCCUGGGGUGGAGGUUUCUGCCCUGGCAGGUCCAGGAGGGAGGCGGGAAGGAUGGAGGAUGGGACAUUAAAGACUCCAAGGCAGCUGA
Messenger RNA from Ochotona princeps (American pika), 1156 nucleotides. It is a transcript of the gene MPDU1, whose product is annotated as mannose-P-dolichol utilization defect 1. The coding region runs from base 63 to 809 and encodes 248 amino acids. The record is from RefSeq and is a predicted model, not a curated record. Gene Ontology annotation, biological process: oligosaccharide biosynthetic process. NCBI's taxonomy places the organism in Eukaryota, Metazoa, Chordata, Mammalia, Lagomorpha, Ochotonidae. The transcript has 7 exons.